This is a messenger RNA of Cryptococcus amylolentus CBS 6039, 603 nucleotides long. RefSeq lists its product as hypothetical. Bases 1 to 603 code for a protein of 200 amino acids. The transcript is spliced from 4 exons. The record is from RefSeq and is a predicted model, not a curated record. NCBI's taxonomy places the organism in Eukaryota, Fungi, Basidiomycota, Tremellomycetes, Tremellales, Cryptococcaceae.
AUGACCCACGGCCUCACCAUCAACACCACCAGCAUGCUUGAUCCCGCCGCUGCUGCCGCCUUGCAGCACACUUACGGCUACGCUGGAAAUCACACCGUGUCUCCCACGGCUUUGCAUGGCGAGGAAGUGUCCAGAGCUUUGCAAGACGCAAGAGACUUUGGGCCAGGAUCUUCUUCCGCUUCUUCGGCCUUCACUUCCCUCCUUCACACUGGAAGGGACAACGACAGUCCAGUCUACGAUGAUGACGAGAAUCUGCCUUUCACCUCGGAUAUCUAUGAUCGCUCCUUUCAGAAUGAGCGGAACGCGGAGAAGACUGAUAGAGAUAUCAUGCCAGAGGCAUACGAGCACGAGCAUGAUUCUGAAGGGAGUGAUUUCGAAUGGGUCGAGGCCGACGCCGCCCUCCUGGUUCACUCUCAAAAGUCUGAGGUGGUCCAGGGAGCAGAGGUGGAAGGGGAAGACGAGGUGGCGGCAAAAGAGGCUCAAGGGGUGUCGUUUGGAACCCAAGAGUCAGGGUGGCAAAGGAGGCUGGACCAGACGCCCGGUAGCUUUGUGAAGGCGAUCCACCCUGCCGACGUUGCCAAACCAGAAGGAUUACUCGCGUGA